AUGAUUCAAUCAGCAGAACUUAACUUGGAAGAUUUUGCUAUCUCUCCAGAUCAUGGCUUUCUUCCAGGAGGACUUCCACUCCAGAAAUUACCUUCCACAUACUAUGCGCCGUGGGAGAAUCUCGCUGUCCGGCUGCCAACCCUUAUUCAGACUGGCCAGAUCAGGCCAUUAGUCGAUAAUCUUCCAGUUCUGACAACCUCACGGUUGCAAUCUGAAUCAGAAUGGCGCCGUGCAUAUAGCAUCCUCGGGUUUCUAACUCACGCAUAUAUCUGGGGCGGCGAAAAACCCCAAGACGUAAGCAAAAGCUCCUUGUUCAACAAUCAGGCCCACUUUCUUCUAACAUCAACCGGCAAAAAGAUCCUUCCUCCCUGCAUCUCAAAACCCUUACUCGAAAUCUCCUCUCAUCUGGCCCUCACCUUGUGGAACUAUACCACCGUUCCAGAAGCAGACAUCACAGAACCUGACAACCUCUCUCUCUUGACGUCCUUUACCGGGACUAAAGACGAAGAAUGGUUUAUCGUAAUAUCAGUUGCCAUAGAGGCAAAGGGUGCCAGAAUCAUCUCUUUGAUGCUAGAUGCAAUCGCCGCAGCCGCCGCCAACGAUGUCCCGCGCCUCACCGCACUACUUUACAGAUUCACUGAUAUCCUCGAAGAUCUCAACUCGACUCUUCGCCGAAUGUACGAGAAGAACAAACCGGAUGUUUUCUUCCACCAGCUCCGCCCCUUCCUCGCUGGAAGCAAGAACAUGAGCGCUGCAGGUCUUCCCAACGGCGUAUAUUACGAUGUUGGCGAGGGAAAGGGAGAGUGGCACCAGUAUAGUGGUGGGAGCAAUGCUCAAAGCUCACUGAUUCAAACAUUUGAUAUCUUCCUCGGUGUCAAUCACUCCGCCACAGGGGAUAUCAAACCUGCCGGAACGGGAUAUAUUCAGGAAAUGCGAAAAUACAUGCCCGCCCCUCACAGAAACUUCCUGAAAACCCUAUCUGCAAUCUCAAAUAUCCGCGAGUACAUACUCUCCUCGCCGACCGAGCAAGCUCUAAAAGAAUCCUACAAUGCUGCGGUCCUGUCUCUAAGUUCCUUCCGGGAUACUCACAUUCAGAUCGUUUCGCGGUAUAUAAUAAAGCCAGCGCGAAGUGGUGUGCCCUUGAAGAACGAGAAGGUGAAUCUAGCCACGGCUAGUACACAGAUGAAAGGGUUGGAUGAUAAAAAUGCCACCGGUCUUUAUGGUACGGGUGGGACUAGUUUGAUCCCGUUCUUGAAGCAGACAAGGGAUGAUACAAAGGCUGCUACUUGCUAA
Molecule: messenger RNA, 1293 nt
Organism: Penicillium cosmopolitanum
Lineage: Eukaryota; Fungi; Ascomycota; Eurotiomycetes; Eurotiales; Aspergillaceae
Product: indoleamine 2,3-dioxygenase
Exons: 3
Coding region: 1-1293 (430 amino acids)
Biological process (GO): 'de novo' NAD+ biosynthetic process from L-tryptophan
Cellular component (GO): cytoplasm
Molecular function (GO): metal ion binding; indoleamine 2,3-dioxygenase activity; heme binding
Source: RefSeq, a predicted model, not a curated record